UUUAACCAGUUUAACGUAUGAACAAGCGAACCGGCUCGGUCUACAGCUGCCAAUAUCAGCGCCGGCAGCCUCGGUUAAUUCAUUUUGUCUCUGCGCAUUUUGGCGCCAACCAGUAUAAAACACGCCGCCAUUCUCGCGCAUUGAAACUCACUCAAUUUCAACUGCGCAACCAAAAAUCAAAUCGUUUUUUUCAGCAGAAAUGAUCAAAGCGCGAAUUGCAUUCGGUCUUAGUUUUCCCACCGAUUCUCCGCUCCAGAGUCCGCCCUCGCCCUCGCCCUCGCCGAUUGGCCGGCCGUCACUGCGGUUCUCGCGGGCGGAAGCAUCUCCUCACCGAUUCAGAAGAAUUCAAAUCGCAUUUCGCGCGGAGAAGUCGUUUAGUUCUUCGCCGCACAAGGAUGAUUUCUCGCACGCUCAAGUCGUAGUACCACCAGGUGAUAAAUCAGUCAGUGCUGCUACGCUGGUUGGCGUGGCUACUCUUGUGAGCAAGAUUUUGGGAUUGCUUAGAGAGGUCAUAAUGGCUUCAGUUUUUGGUGUUGGCCCUGUCGCCACUGCUUUCAAGUAUGCCUGGGUUUUGCCUGGUUUCUCAUCAUCGCUUCUCGGUGGUGUAAAUGGCCCUAUACAUAUUAUCAUGUCUACUACUUUAAGUAAACUGCCAGAGGAGCGAGGAAAGAAGCUAUUUCAGCAUCUGACCACCAUUAUGUUUCUGGUAGGAGGUGCUGUGGGUGCUUUUGUUUAUAUCUUCCCAGAUUUCGUAGUUCAAAUUUAUGCACCAGGUUUGUGGGUAUUGGCUGAAGGCCAAAUCAUAAGGGAGAUAGCUAUCAAGCAGCUUAAAAUGAUGACGCCAUGCAUAGUCCUUGCAGGUCCUGUUGGACUUGGCUUUGGAUACAUGAGUGCACAAGGAAAUGAUGUUCUCCCUUGCAUUAGCCCCGCUUUGUCCAGCUCACUCGUGAUUGCUAGUUGUCUUGUUUGUGCUCUUACCAGCAGAUUGAAUGGCUAUUCUGCUGGUGCAAGCCUUCUUUCAUAUGCAGUUUCCAUUGGAUUAUUUCUCCAGUGGAUCAUCCAGGUGAUUGUUCUGAGAAGAAGAUGGUCUGACAUUACUCCAUAUGCAUUAAUUACCAUCUUCAAAAGUGUGGAUGUUUAUCAGUUCUUCUCAUUGUUACUCCCAGCAACUGUAAGUUCAGGCUUGGCCCAAAUUGCAUCAUUUACUGAUCUUUUUUUCGCAUCUCUUAUUCCGGGUGCUGCAGCCGGUCUCUCAUAUGCCUAUCUUUUGGUCAUAGCACCACUGGGUGCUCUUUCAAGUAUCAUUGUACUACCUCUUGUGCCUAAGUUUUCCAAACUAGUGAAGACGUCAUCAUGGGAAAGCUUAGCAAACGAUCUAGAAAGAGCUCUGCUGCUUUGCAUGGUGCUUCUCUUGCCCAUUUUUUCAGUUAUGCGUAGCUUGGUUGAGCCAAUCAUCCAUAUCUUGUUUGAACGUUGUGCAUUUGAUUCUUCAGCUAGUGCUCUAGUAUCCACUCUCUUCCUGGCUUAUUCUCUUGGUACACCUUUAUUCAUCGCUAAAGACUUGCUGGUGGCAGUUUUCUAUGCCCUUGGAGAUGGAAAGCGGCCUUUUCUAGUCAGCGCAGGUGCUGUUGCUUUGAAUGCCGUUCUGGAUUGGCUUUCAGUUUCUAGAUUCAAUCUUGGUGCAAAGGGACUGGCACUGUCAACAUCCUUUACAGCUGCUCUAUCCGUUUUAAUCUUGUUUCAUCUCCUUAAGGGGAAGCUCUCCGGACUUUCAAGUUAUGCUGCAAUGAUUUAUCCUACUACACUGCUACUGAUUUGCUGCAUCACAUCAAACAUAACCACCUCUGUUGCCUACAGCCUUAUGCACGUGUCAGUUGCUUCCACCUUACUUUCAAGGUACAAUCUGAUGAUGGAGCUAUUCACUCUAUCGAUGGCUGGUGCUUUUGGACUUAUUGGCUUCUUCGUUCCCGCUGUACUCCUACACCUGUGUGGAUUUGAGCUGGCACGAGAUUUGUAUAGAAUGGUGAUUAUGCCGCAAUCUCUCACACCAAUGACAAAGUCAUUCUGAUUCAGAGGAGACACAGGCAUAUUUGGGAUGGGAUAACCUCAGAGGCUCUGAGCUACUGCUUGUGCUAAGUUGUAUCUAUUGAGUUAGAGGAUGGACUCAAUCUCCGCGUUCUUUUUGAGGACAUGUCUUCUGUCUUUGCAGGCAGAAACAUUAAUGGAGUUGGAAACUCACCCUUUACACAGCCAAUGCUGGUUAAUAACUGUAAUCAAAAUGUAACCUUUUUUUGAAAGUGAGAUAGUAUAAACAUUUUGUUGGACAAAGAAGAUAAAUCUGAGCAAUAAUUUGGCACA
This is a messenger RNA of Salvia splendens (bonfire salvia), 2358 nucleotides long. RefSeq names its product probable lipid II flippase MurJ. Bases 200 to 2068 code for a protein of 622 amino acids. The transcript is spliced from 21 exons. NCBI's taxonomy places the organism in Eukaryota, Viridiplantae, Streptophyta, Magnoliopsida, Lamiales, Lamiaceae. The record is from RefSeq and is a predicted model, not a curated record.